AUAUUAUAAUUGUACACUGCGUGCUAACAUGUGGAAGUGAAUCACUGAAUUCCUCGGAUGUUAAUAUCACAAGGAAAGAAAUUCUGAAUACGAUGUUAGAGGGGUAUGAUGCAUGGAUUUCUCCCAAUUAUGAUAGAGAAACUCUAGGAUACAAAGGUCAUCCUAUUAUUGAUGUAGUUCAGCUUUAUGUUCUCAGCAUCGAUUCCAUACGAGACGCUAAUAUGGACUAUACAAUGUCAUUCUAUUUUCGUCAACGAUGGAUUGAUCAACGUCUUGUAUACAACGCCUCGUACGGAAUUGAGGUUAUCGAGCUCGACACAAAGAUAAUGGAACGAAUAUGGGUUCCAGACAUAUAUUUUGUCAACGAAAAACAAGCAACGAUGCAUGAUGUGACUGUGCCCAACAAAAUGAUGUAUUUGUAUCCUAAUGGGCUAGUCCUCUAUAGUACAAGAAUAACUGGUGUCUUUUCCUGUAUGAUGAAUCUACAAAAAUAUCCUCUUGAUCGACAAAUAUGUAGCCUUAGAUUAGAAAGCUAUGCACACAGUGCAAAAAAUAUUGUUGUUCGGUGGAGGACGCCAGCGGUAGAAUUUUCCCCAUCUCUUCUUCUUCCACAGUUUGAAAUUGAAAAAAAUCACCCAUCAAUUUGUGAUACCUUGUAUAUGGGAAUUAAUUACUCUUGUGUUGCACUUGAUAUUCACCUGAAACGGAAUCAUGGCUACUACGUAACUCAGAUAUAUGUCCCUAGUGCUUUAGUAGUGGUCCUAUCGUGGGUCAACUUCUGGUUAACAGUCGAUGCAGUGCCUGCCCGAAUUUCCCUCGGUCUUUUAACCGUGCUCACUAUGACGACACAAAGCACGUCAUUUUUCUCAAAUCUACAAAAGGUGUCUUAUAUUAAGGCCUUAGACGUGUGGUUGGCUGUGUGUAUGAUGUUUGUGUUUUCAGCGUUAUUAGAAUUUGCUUAUGUGAAUGUAACGUUUCGAGUAACAAACAGAAGGAAGUCUAUACAGGAUCUUCCGAUGUUCGUUCAUACAAAUGGCGACUGUAAAACGGAUUCUGUGUUUUCUGUAGGUGGACCUGAUAACGAUGUUGUUAAGCGGCAACAUCAAAAUCAGAAUCAACCGAAUACAAGUAGACAGAAAAAAGCUGGACUUCUUGGAAGUUUGUAUUCAAAAGAGCGAGAAAAGGCUCGUAAUAUUGACCGUAUUUCACGAAUUCUGUUUCCAGUAGCUUUUCUGGCAUUUAACAUUGCUUACUGGUGCGUGUAUUUAUUAUGGGAACCCACGCAGGAAUCAGGUAGCUCCUGAUGUCUGCCAAGAUACGUACUAGUAUUUGCCAUUUAAAAUAUAUCUGAAUAUCUGUAUUUAUCUGGUCCUGUUACAUUUUUCCGAUACAGAACAUGAUGGUGAAAUUGCAGUAUUUACAUGCAUCAUUGUAUUUACUUAUUAUAACGUAUUUAAAACAUGAGGCAAUAUCAAAUUAACUCUCCUUGCAUAUCUAUUCAUGUAUAUACAAUUUUGAUAUUGAAUUACAAUUUUGAGGGGUUUUUGAUAAAAUAUAAACGCUGCUGAACUAAGAAAAAAAACCCAGCAAUUUUCAUAGAACCAACUUCUAACAUACGCAUUGUUUGAAUUUCACUGUAACAUGUGUACAAACUUUCUCAGAGGAACAACUGAAAGAAGGUAAAUGAAGGUGAAUAAAUCAAUAGAUAAUACAUUUCAGAAAGUUACAGAAAGUUACAGGUAUACUAGUAUGUGUUUAUAUAAAACAGAUCACACCUUUAACAUUCCCUGUGCCACAAAAUCUUGCGUAUUUUCAAUCAAAUUAUC
Messenger RNA from Saccostrea echinata, 1826 nucleotides. Its product is annotated as glycine receptor subunit alpha-4-like. Gene Ontology annotation, biological process: chemical synaptic transmission; nervous system process; signal transduction. Bases 93 to 1304 code for a protein of 403 amino acids. The transcript is spliced from 9 exons. Gene Ontology annotation, molecular function: extracellular ligand-gated monoatomic ion channel activity; transmembrane signaling receptor activity; chloride channel activity. The record is from RefSeq and is a predicted model, not a curated record. Gene Ontology annotation, cellular component: synapse; neuron projection; membrane. Lineage: Eukaryota; Metazoa; Mollusca; Bivalvia; Ostreida; Ostreidae.